AUGACAUCACAAGCAGAAUCGGCUAAUGAAUCAUUGGACAGACAGAAUCAAUACUUAACUGAAAAUUUGGCCAGCAAAGUUGCCAGACUCAAAAAUUUAGCAGUUGACAUUGAAAAUGAGUCUAAAGAUUCCAAUACUUACUUGAGUGGAAUGGAUGGGGAUUUUGAUGGGGCCACAGGUCUAUUAUCAGGAAGUAUGAAGAGAUUGAAUACAAUGGUGUCAUCAGGUAAAGGAAACCGAAAGUUAAUGUGCUACAGUAUCUUAUUACUAAUUUUCAUCUUUUUAAUUGUCUAUUUUUUCAUUGGCUGGGCUCGUGGUUGA
Messenger RNA from Helobdella robusta, 321 nucleotides. RefSeq lists its product as hypothetical. Gene Ontology annotation, cellular component: Golgi trans cisterna; SNARE complex. The record is from RefSeq and is a predicted model, not a curated record. Gene Ontology annotation, biological process: regulation of retrograde vesicle-mediated transport, Golgi to ER; retrograde transport, endosome to Golgi. The transcript is spliced from 3 exons. Bases 1 to 321 code for a protein of 106 amino acids. Gene Ontology annotation, molecular function: SNAP receptor activity. NCBI's taxonomy places the organism in Eukaryota, Metazoa, Annelida, Clitellata, Rhynchobdellida, Glossiphoniidae.